This is a messenger RNA of Babjeviella inositovora NRRL Y-12698, 521 nucleotides long. RefSeq names its product peptidylprolyl isomerase family protein. The coding region runs from base 67 to 516 and encodes 149 amino acids. The transcript has a single exon. The record is from RefSeq and is a predicted model, not a curated record. Gene Ontology annotation, biological process: protein peptidyl-prolyl isomerization. Gene Ontology annotation, molecular function: peptidyl-prolyl cis-trans isomerase activity. NCBI's taxonomy places the organism in Eukaryota, Fungi, Ascomycota, Pichiomycetes, Serinales.
GGAAUUAUCAAGUCCGUUCCAGCGGAAGAAUGCCACCGUAAGUCCCAACCGGGUGACAGAAUUCACAUGCACUAUGUCGGUAAGCUCCAGGAUGGUACUGUUUUUGACGCCUCUCUGAAGAGAGGCCAACCAUUGACCUUCGAGUUAGGGUCUGGUCAGGUUAUCAAGGGCUGGGAUCAGGGUUUGACCAGAAUGUGUAUUGGUGAAAAGCGUAAACUCACCAUUCCGCCACACUUGGCCUACGGUAAGUCUGGUGCCGGUGGUGUUAUUCCGCCUGAUGCCACCCUCACCUUCGAAGCUGAAUUGGUGGGUAUUGAGGGCUACGAACCUCCGGCUGAGUUGGAAGAUGAUGAUGAGGAGGAUGUUUUUGAGUCUGAACCAGUGACUGAAAAUGAGGAAGAAGAAGAGGAGGAGGAGGAAGAAGAGGAGGAAGAAGAAGAAGAGGAUGAAGAAGAAGAAGAGGAGGAAGAGGAAGAGGAAGAGGAAGAAGAGGAAAUUGAAAGAGACGAGCUUUAAGAGUU